AUGUCUGGGAAUGCGACCCGGAGCCUGGGGAAAGGAAGCUGCCCCCCAGGGCCCGUCCCAGAGGGCACCAUCCGCCUCUACAGCAUGAGGUUCUGCCCCUUCUCGCACAGGGUGCGCCUAGUCCUCAAGGCCAAAGGCAUCAGACAUGAAAUUAUCAACAUUAACCUGAGAAAUAAGCCUGAAUGGUACUAUACAAAGCACCCUUUUGGCCAUAUUCCUGUCCUGGAGAACAGUCAGCGUCAACUGAUCUACGAAUCUGUCAUCGCUUGUGAGUACUUGGACGAUGCUUAUCCGGGAAGGAAGCUGUUUCCGUAUGACCCUUAUGAACGAGCUCGCCAAAAGAUGUUAUUGGAGCUGUUUUGCAAGGUUCCACACCUGACCAAGGAGUGUUUGGUAGCACUGAGAUGCGGGAGAGAAUGCGCUGAUCUGAAGCGAGCCCUUCGUCAGGAACUCUGCAACCUGGAGGAGAUUCUUGACUGUCAGAACAGCACCUUCUUUGGUGGAGACUGCAUAUCCAUGAUCGAUUACCUCCUCUGGCCCUGGUUUGAGCGGCUGGAUGUAUAUGGGAUAUCCGACUGUGUGAGCCACACCCCAGCUCUUCAGCUCUGGAUAGCAGCCAUGAAGCAGGACCCCACAGUGUGCGCUCUUCUCACAGAUAAGACCAUCUUCCAGUGCUUCUUAAAUCUCUAUUUCCAGAACAACCCCGCUGCCUUUGACUUCGGACUAUGUUGCUGA
Messenger RNA from Cynocephalus volans (Philippine flying lemur), 735 nucleotides. RefSeq names its product glutathione S-transferase omega 2 (gene GSTO2). Gene Ontology annotation, molecular function: glutathione dehydrogenase (ascorbate) activity; glutathione transferase activity. Gene Ontology annotation, cellular component: cytoplasm. The record is from RefSeq and is a predicted model, not a curated record. The transcript has 6 exons. Gene Ontology annotation, biological process: L-ascorbic acid metabolic process; glutathione metabolic process. Lineage: Eukaryota; Metazoa; Chordata; Mammalia; Dermoptera; Cynocephalidae. The coding region runs from base 1 to 735 and encodes 244 amino acids.